AUACCGGAUGUUUAAAACGGAUUUGGUUUUGAGUUUUGCAACUUUUCCCGGAAGAAGUUUUUUCCAACAUGGUGGACACAGGUGGUGUCCUCGGCUAUUUUCUAGCGAUUUUACUGUAUAUAGACAGAGUGGCAUGUAGUUCGCUCUCUGUGGAGGAGUGUAGAAGUCUCGGAUUUGUAACAACAGACCUGAUCUGCGGUGCUUGUGAUGAACUGGAUCAGUUUAACUUAUCUUCAUUAAAAGAGAGUUGUUUGAAGUGUUGUCAAAAAGAAGAUACAGAAAAUGAAGCUUUAAAAGUUUAUCCAUAUGCUGAGUUGCAUGUCUGCAACUGAAAAUUGGGACGGUUCCCACAAGUGCAAGCAUUUGUGAAGUCGGACCGUCUAAAGCAAUUUCCUCGUCUAACAGUGAGGUACAUGCGGGGUAUGGAUCCCACAAUCAAACUGAUGGACGAAAACCGUAAUGUUGUUGAAGAGCUUGGGAUAGAUAAAUGGAACACAGACUCUGUGGAAGCAUUUUUCCAAGAAAGAUUACAAAAGUAAUCAAUGUUUGAUCAUAUUCAUUUUUCAUUCACCAAAAACAUUUACAGAAGCAUGUUGAUAAAUAGAACUUGCAUUCAAGGACCACACUUUUGGAAUUUUUGUAACUUUUAUUACCUUUGAAAAAAAAAAAAGAACAGUCACAAUAAGAAAAAUUGUAUGUAUUUUUUUUUUAUUUAGAAUGCAUAACAUGAUUUUUGUGAGUUCAGAUUCUGUUUUGGAUUUGAAUUAUUAUUUUUUAUCUUUGACAUUAAAGCAACACAUAUGUAUCUGUUUCACAUAAAUGUACAACAAAUUCACAUUAGUGUAAAUGUACUUUAAAAAAAUUAUAUCAUUUCCAUUGUUCAUAAAUCCAGUGGUUUCCAUUUGAAAGAGAAUAAUUUUUUUAAAACAUUGAUUUUCAUGUAUAACACAGAGCAGGUUUGCAAAGGCAGUGCUUUUCUCUUUGUUUGUAAAGACCCAGCUGGGCUCUUGGAACAAUCCAAUUACGGUAAUCAUAGACUUGUAAAUAUUCAAAAUUUUAGACUUGUAAAUAUGCAAAGCAUGUAUCCCAAAAAAGCGGAUUUACUCGUUUAAUAUUAGUCUAUUAAAUCUGCACAGCAUAUUAUAGAGAGGUGGAUUUACAAAUCUAUGGUUUUAAUCUUGGAUUUGUAAAUCUGCAAAUCAUGUUUAAGAGGAGCUUAUUUACAAGUCUACCAUAAUCUUAAUGAAAUUGAUUCCUGGAACAGUGUGACUGUGGGCCUGCUUCAAUGAAGGCAGGGCAGGAAACCUGGCAAAAGGUAGGCCUUGCUGGAUCUCAGGUCCCAAGUCAGGCUGUUCAGGGUGUUGUCUGGUUUUGCCCAAACAAAGGUUCUGCAUUGUGACAGUUGUUGAAUAAAGAAAUAAAGAUUUUAUAAAUAAUACAUAAAUGA
This is a messenger RNA of Magallana angulata, 1447 nucleotides long. RefSeq names its product selenoprotein F-like. Gene Ontology annotation, molecular function: oxidoreductase activity. NCBI's taxonomy places the organism in Eukaryota, Metazoa, Mollusca, Bivalvia, Ostreida, Ostreidae. Gene Ontology annotation, cellular component: endoplasmic reticulum lumen. The record is from RefSeq and is a predicted model, not a curated record. The transcript has 4 exons.